Molecule: messenger RNA, 1053 nt
Organism: Arthroderma uncinatum
Lineage: Eukaryota; Fungi; Ascomycota; Eurotiomycetes; Onygenales; Arthrodermataceae
Exons: 3
Coding region: 1-1053 (350 amino acids)
Biological process (GO): trans, trans-farnesyl diphosphate biosynthetic process
Cellular component (GO): cytoplasm
Molecular function (GO): (2E,6E)-farnesyl diphosphate synthase activity; dimethylallyltranstransferase activity
Source: RefSeq, a predicted model, not a curated record
AUGUCUGCGGGUCUAGCGGAAUUCGAGACAGUCUUCCCUAAGCUGGUCGAAGAUCUCAGAGAGCAAUGCUGCGAGGACUACAAGCUCCCCGUCCAAGUUUGGCAAUGGGUAGCUGACAAGGGAAUUCAGUCUCUUAUGCACAAUACUGUCGGUGGAAAAUGCAACCGUGGACUUUCAGUAGUCGACACCACACGGCUUCUCCUCGGUCGAGAAAUUACCCCCAAUGAAUACUUGGAUACCGCGAUACUGGGCUGGAUGAUUGAGCUACUGCAAGCUAUGAUGCUUGUUUUGGAUGAUAUUAUGGACGCUUCCAAAACUCGACGUGGCAAACCAUGCUGGUAUCUUGUACCAAACGUCGGCAUGGCGGCCGUUAAUGACGCACCAAUGUUGGAGAGCGCUAUAUACAUACUUCUGAAGAAGUAUUUCCGGGACCAUCCUGCAUACGUCGAUAUGGUUGAAUUAUUCCAUGAGGUAGCGUUCAAGAUAGAAUUGGGACAGGCAUAUGAUAUGCUCACCGCACCAGAAAACCACGUCGAUUUGGCGAACUUCAACAUGGAGAAGUACACCUUGAUAGUCAUCUACAAGACAGCAUACUACAGCUUCUACCUUCCUGUCGCACUGGCCCUGCUCUAUACUGGCAAGGCAUCACCCCGGAACCUGAAACAGGCCGAGAGUAUCCUCGUGCCGAUGGGUAAAUAUUUUCAAAUACAAGAUGACUACCUGGAUGCCUUUGCCGAUUCUUCAUUGCUGGGGAAAAUUGGCACAGAUAUUCAGGAUAAUAAGUGCUCAUGGCUUGUGAACCAGGCGUUGAAUAUGUGCUCAACAGAGCAGAGGAAGGUGUUAGACGAAAACUAUGGGCGGAAGAAUGAGGAGUGUGAAAAGAAGGUGAAAGCUCUUUACCACGAACUAGGCUUGGAGAAGGUAUAUCAAGAGUAUGAAGAGGCGCAGGUGGCGGACCUCCAGAGGAGAAUUGCAGACGUGGAUGAGAGUCAGGGGAUGCAUAAGGGCAUUUUUGAGGAGUUCCUCAAGAAAAUCUAUAAGAGGUCUAAGUAA